UCAUAACAAAAAGUCUUUCUUUCUGAUAUUAUGUUAAUUGAACAUUUAUGAAAUUGGAAAAAUCCAUUAAAAACAUAAUUAUUAUCUAAUGCAAAAUUUGCAUUACGAUGAAUCAUGUGAUUGCGGUACGCAGCCGCAAGAAAAAAUCAAUAAUAGCUUGAAGGCAAAAUCUCCGCAGAGAGUCUGUCGAAGAGGGAAGGGUCCCUUCUCCUUGGAUUUUUGCCCAAUUACAAGAAUCUGAACACAACCACAUGUUAACUUCAGACUCCUUUUCGCUCUGAAUAUCUCAUAACUUCUCCUUAAGAUUCUUGAAUUUUGUGGGUUGUUUUUGUUAUCAUCUGUAACCAGAACAUGGAAUUGCACAUAAAGUAGAAGAGUGAAGCAAACUCGGUGGGCACUGGCGCCUUUCACUUUAUAGGAGGUGAAGAAAUUAUCACCAAUGGGAGCUAGGUUGAGUUUGAAUAAUCAUAAAGCGACUGAGCCCUUUGAGGUGUCUCAAAGCGAGGCUUCUAAGAGACAGAAGACAUCGUCUAGCUUUUGGGAUGAGAAUCCACGACUGAUUCCUAGCCUUCCUGAUGAGAUAUCAAUUCAGAUUCUUGCCAGACUCCCAAGAAUUUGUCAUUUCAAUGCUAAACUGGUCUCAAGAAGCUGGAAAGCUGCUCUAAUGAGUGGAGAACUUUAUCAAUUGAGAAAAGAACUAGGCACAACAGAGGAGUGGCUCUACAUUUUGACUAAGCUUGGUGGUGAAAAGCUCGUCUGGCAUGCCCUGGACCCAGUUUCCCGUAUAUGGCAACGUUUGCCUCUGAUGCCAAAUGUCUCUGCUGAAGAUGGGAUGAGAAGGGGUCUCUCUGGCCUUCGUUUGUGGCACAUGGUUGGUUCGAGCAUUAUUGCAGAUACCAUAAGAGGCUGGCUUGGGAGGAGAGAUGCAUUGGAUGAAAUUCCAUUUUGUGGUUGUGCUAUAGGAGCUGUUGAUGGCUGCCUCUACGUCAUGGGUGGAUUUUGCAGGGCAUCAGCCAUGAAAUCCGUCUGGCGUUAUGAUCCAACUGUAAAUGCUUGGAGCGAAGUGACUCCCAUGUCCAUUGGCCGAGCUUAUUGUAAGACGGGUGUCUUAAACAACAAGCUUUAUGUUGUCGGAGGUGUUACUCGUGGUCGAGGUGGACUGACUCCUCUUCAAUCAGCAGAGGUUUUCGAUCCCCGCUCUGGUAUAUGGACAGAGAUACCUAGCAUGCCGUUUUCAAAAGCACAGGUACUACCAACUGCCUUUCUAGCUGACCUGCUCAAGCCUAUUGCAACUGGAAUGACAUCAUAUAGGGGGAAACUAUAUGUUCCUCAAAGUCUAUAUUGCUGGCCCUUCUUUGUUGAUGUUGGAGGAGAAGUCUAUGAUCCAGAGACAGAUUCAUGGGCUGAAAUGCCCGUUGGUAUGGGAGAGGGUUGGCCAGCUAAGCAGGCAGGAACUAAAUUAAGUGUCACUGUUGAAGGGGACUUGUAUGCAUUGGAUCCUUCUAGUUCUCUUGAUAGUGCUAGGAUCAAAGUGUACGAUCACCAAGAUGAUGCUUGGAAGACCAUUGAAGGAGAUGUACCUAUUCCUGACCUCACCGAUUCAGAAUCUCCAUACUUACUUUCCAGUUUUCUCGGAAAGUUAAAUGUGGUAACUAAAGAUGUAAACCACAAUAUCUUGGUUAUGCAAGCUGACAGGCAACAUCAACUUGAUUCCGCACCAUCUACCUCAUCUGCUACUUUUGGCGAAUCCUUGGAAGAACUUUCUCAAAAUGUGUUAGAAUCCUCCGGGAGUAUUUGGAAAGUCAUUGCCAGUAGGAUUGCUGGAUCUGCUGAGCUUGUUAGCUGUCAAAUCCUCAAUAUCUAGCGCUAGUAAGAGAUUUUGUUGAUCUACCUUUUCCUAAUCUUGGUUUGCUGCUUGGGUAGGUCAGUUAAUGAGCCUUGAAGUAAUUUAUGACUCUUGUAUCUACUGCACCUUGCAGUGGUAAAUAUACACGUAAAUAUACUGUUGAUUAUGUCUAAAUAUAUAAUAUCUUCUACAAAUGCAAUAUAAAUAUUCUGCUUCUGGUA
Messenger RNA from Sesamum indicum (sesame), 2067 nucleotides. Its product is annotated as Galactose oxidase/kelch repeat superfamily protein. The record is from RefSeq and is a predicted model, not a curated record. Gene Ontology annotation, molecular function: protein binding. Lineage: Eukaryota; Viridiplantae; Streptophyta; Magnoliopsida; Lamiales; Pedaliaceae.